Varanus komodoensis (Komodo dragon) is the source of this 2949-nucleotide messenger RNA. It is a transcript of the gene GRB2, whose product is annotated as growth factor receptor bound protein 2. The transcript is spliced from 6 exons. The coding region runs from base 318 to 971 and encodes 217 amino acids. Gene Ontology annotation, molecular function: protein binding. The record is from RefSeq and is a predicted model, not a curated record. NCBI's taxonomy places the organism in Eukaryota, Metazoa, Chordata, Lepidosauria, Squamata, Varanidae.
GAGCUGGCAUCGCGAGAGCGGUUUUGGGAGCGCCGUAGCGGAAGCUCUUCUUCAGCGCUCCUGCUGAGGAGGAAGGAGCAGCCGAGGUGGGGAGAAGGAAGAGGGGGCCGCUCGGAGCGGAACCCCGGCGGGCUUACGGUGAACGGCAGCUCGGGCGGAUUGGCCCUCGCUGUCUAUGCGAAGGACGGAGCCAGAAGGCGAGCAGAAAGGGCAGCGCGGACAAGAGCGAGGGCUGAACCGGGAGUCCCCGGAGAAGGUUUCAGGGAGAGCGCCUUUCCUACCCAGCCCCACCAUUGCCGUCCACGAGCGGCCCGAGCAUGGAAGCCGUCGCCAAAUACGAUUUCAAAGCCACUGCAGACGAUGAGCUCAGCUUCAAACGCGGGGAUAUCCUUAAGGUUUUGAAUGAAGAAUGUGAUCAGAAUUGGUACAAGGCAGAACUCAAUGGCAAAGAUGGCUUUAUUCCCAAAAACUAUAUUGAAAUGAAACCACAUUCGUGGUUUUUUGGAAAGAUCCCCCGAGCAAAGGCUGAGGAAAUGUUGGGCAAACAAAGACACGAUGGUGCCUUCCUCAUCAGGGAGAGUGAGAGUGCUCCUGGAGACUUCUCCCUCUCUGUUAAGUUUGGAAAUGAUGUGCAGCACUUCAAGGUGCUUCGAGAUGGGGCUGGCAAAUACUUCCUCUGGGUAGUAAAAUUCAAUUCUCUGAAUGAGUUGGUUGACUAUCACAGAUCAACCUCUGUUUCCAGGAAUCAACAGAUAUUCCUCCGGGACAUUGAGCAGGUGCCUCAGCAACCCUCAUUCGUUCAGGCUCUUUUUGAUUUCGACCCUCAAGAGGAAGGUGAACUGGGCUUCCGCCGUGGAGACUUUAUCCAGGUCCUUGACAAUUCUGACCCCAACUGGUGGAAGGGAGGCUGCCAUGGACAAACAGGGAUGUUUCCACGCAACUAUGUGACCCCAGCAAACCGGAACAUCUAGAGCAAAUUAUUAAAGAUUAUUUAAGGAAACAGGAGAAACAGUAAAGUACACAUUCAGAAUCUAACAACAGCCAGUGAUCUCCAGUCAUCAGGCCAUAAAAUCUGAGGCACCUCUCUGCUUGAGAGGGAACACUUUUUUCACUCAGUAUGGAACUUUCUGGGGAGGGGACAGGAGAUGGGUCCAACUUAUGCGGCAACACUUACCUUUUAAAUUAAAAUAGUUAUUAACAGACUUGUUUGGUUACUUCUGGUGGCCCCUUAUGUUUGCUCAUCCUUUAUCCCCCAACACUGACCCACCAGUUCAUCAGUGCAUGAAGUUUUAAUGCUAUAUGAAGUCCAUGCUAUGCCAUUAAAGGAAGGGGGAAGCUCUGCUGGUGUUUCCUGUGGAUGCAAACAGUCUUCCUGAAGGGAAGAGAGAGGAACCAAAUCCAUUAGCCUAUUUAAUGCACACAUGCUAAUUCUGCUUUUGCCUUCAGUAUUUUGCCUGGAUAAGAUAGGGAGUUACUUUUUUUCCUAGAUACCCCUUCACCUGAAAUCCCAGCAGCUCCAAAGCAGAGGAAAGAGAGUGGGGGGCUUUAUGUUCCACAGGUUGCAAAGCUAUUCUGAGAAAUUCUAUACUACAGCCAGAUUGUGUUCUCAUUAACCAUGACAGCAUUUUAAUUUUUUCUGAUGCGUAUGGUUGAGCACAUUCUAUUAUUUUUCCAUUAGUGCCUUUCCCUCAUUUCCUUUUUUUAAACUUUAAGGGGCAGUCCAGAGCCUUCAGAUUUUUCCCUGUUUUAUGUAAAUAUUUAAGGGGUUGAAUGAGAGAGUUGUAGCUUUAUUAUUAAAUACAAAUAACUCUAUAAACCAGGUGGAGAUUUAAAAUGUGUAUAAGUAUCUGAUAUUCUUUAUUCCCAGGUGGGGAAAGGCAUAAGAGGAUGCAUAAGAGGAAGGGCUAGGACUUGCAGCCAGGGGCCCUUGAGAGAGAAAGAAAAUUGUACCAGUAUGAAUAAUGUGGCAUAUUGUAUGAAGCUGCCAUUUCGAAGAGGCUGAAUAUUUUGGAAUGUCCUCUUGAAGAUAUACUUUCCCCAAAGUAUGGUAGGGAGAGGUCACAAAACUGCUUAAUUGUGCUUAGAUUUCUUAGGGAAUGUUUGAACAUGAUGCUUGACGAUAUACAAUGCUAUCUAGUCCCCCUUUAUAGCUGGCCAACUUAAAAUGGCAGUCAGUGCCUAGUUCUCCAAAAGAGGGAAUGGGUGCUUCUGUUGUACUUUAGCAGUUCCCUGUCUCUCCAUGCCAGCAUUGCCAUAGUUGGAGGAGUUGUGUUCCUUACUCCCAGUUCACAGCAGGCUGUGUGUGGAAUUGUAUCCCAAGCUUGUAUCCCCUGAUAAAAUUCACUCAUGCCAUACAUGGUAUUAUGGACGGGUUGGAAUUCAAACUGGGAGUGCAACCUGCAGAGCUCUUGUGCCAAUACUCACCUUAUUUCCUUUUGCUGAGCCACGCGGCUGAAAGAAGCAUUGCAACAACGGAUCCCAAAGCCACCACAGAGAUCUCCUGUUCCGCCAAGAUGGAGAAAUUCCUGUGCUGGCGGGUGCCUUUUUAUACUAAGUGUUACAAAUGUGUUAUUUCUGAGAUGGACUCUGCCUUACAGUUCUGUUUCUCCCAGCAGAUGAAAGACAAAGUUAUCCUGUAGCGUGUUAAUUUCUCUCCCUUUCCUUGCUAGCUGUCUUUCUCUUUCCCUGUUUCCCCUAUUUUCUUCUUUCUCUAAAAUGAUUGGAAAAGGAAUCUAUGGCAUUCUACACUUGGACCAUUUGAUUGUUUUCUUAUUUUGGAAUUGGUGUAUAUCAUGCAGCCUUGCAGACAUAAUGUCUUGUGUGUAUAUAUAUAAAAAAAUCAGUGUUUAAAUAAAAACAGGCCUAUGUACUUAAUCCUUUAACUCAGCAGCAUUUGGUAGAUAGUAAUUAACUGUGAAUAAUAAAUAUACAGUGAAUUCUUCCCUUGAA